Tinamus guttatus (white-throated tinamou) is the source of this 3401-nucleotide messenger RNA. NCBI's taxonomy places the organism in Eukaryota, Metazoa, Chordata, Aves, Tinamiformes, Tinamidae. The record is from RefSeq and is a predicted model, not a curated record.
GUGAUCCGUAAAGGAGAAGUCAGUUGUUGUUGGACCUGUACUCCUUGUAAAGAGAAUGAGUAUGUCUCCGACGAAUACACAUGCAAGGCCUGUCAGCUUGGCUCCUGGCCCAAUGAGGAACUUACAGGAUGUGACCUCAUCCCAGUCCAGUAUCUCAGAUGGGGUGAUCCUGAACCAAUUGCAGCAGUGGUUUUUGCAUGCCUGGGUCUGCUGGCCACCUUGUUUGUUACAGCUAUAUUCAUAAUGUACCGUGACACUCCAGUGGUAAAGUCAUCCAGCCGAGAACUCUGCUACAUCAUAUUAGCUGGUAUCUGCUUGGGUUACUUGUGCACUUUCUGUCUCAUUGCAAAACCUCAACAGAUUUACUGUUAUCUUCAACGAAUCGGCAUUGGUCUCUCCCCAGCUAUGAGUUACUCUGCUCUAGUAACUAAAACCAACCGCAUUGCAAGAAUCCUGGCUGGCAGCAAGAAGAAAAUUUGUACAAAGAAACCCAGGUUCAUGAGUGCCUGUGCCCAACUGGUUAUUGCGUUUAUCUUGAUAUGUAUCCAACUAGGCAUAAUUGUUGCUCUCUUUAUAAUGGAGCCACCAGAUAUAAUGCAUGAUUACCCAAGCAUCCGAGAGGUCUACCUGAUUUGUAACACCACCAACCUAGGUGUUGUAACUCCCCUUGGAUAUAAUGGAUUAUUAAUUUUGAGUUGCACCUUUUAUGCAUUUAAGACAAGAAAUGUCCCAGCUAAUUUCAAUGAAGCAAAGUAUAUUGCCUUUACAAUGUAUACCACCUGCAUCAUUUGGCUAGCUUUUGUGCCAAUAUAUUUCGGAAGCAACUACAAGAUAAUCACCAUGUGUUUCUCAGUGAGCCUGAGCGCCACGGUGGCCCUUGGCUGUAUGUUUGUGCCCAAGGUUUAUAUCAUCCUUGCUAAGCCAGAAAGGAACGUACGGAGCGCAUUCACCACGUCAACUGUGGUCCGCAUGCAUGUAGGGGAUGGAAAGUCAUCUUCGGCUGCAAGUCGCUCGAGCAGCCUGGUGAACCUGUGGAAAAGAAGGGGAUCAUCUGGUGAAACUCUUAGGUACAAAGGCAGGAGACUGGCCCAGCACAAGUCGGAAAUAGAGUGUUUCACCCCAAAAGGGAGUAUGGGGAAUGGUGGGAGAGCUACAAUGACCAGUGAAGAAUCUGUUUGCAUUCCAGAGUGUAAUCGAUCUGAGUCAAGUAGAGAUGAGAAAGAGAUCCCUGUUAAAGAGGAUGCCUUAACAGUCAAAAAGACUGGAAACUGUGUCAGUCUAAUGGUUCCACAACCAGACUGUCAGCCGCAAGACCUACUCAAACACUCUAAUGGGAAAUCCGUUUCCUGGGCCCAGAAUGAGAAGAGCAGCCGAGGAGCACACCUUUGGCAGCGGUUGUCAAUCCACAUCAACAAAAAAGAGAACACCAAUCAAACUGCAGUGAUCAAGCCUUUUUCUAAAAGCACAGAUAGUAGCCGACACAGUAGCAGUGCUACGAUUCCUGAGACCAGUGCCAAAACGCUUUACGAUGUUUCAGAAGCGGAAGAGCAAUACCCAGCUCAGUAUCGACCACAGACUCCCUCACCUAUCAGCACCGUAAGUCACCGAACUGCCUCUGUCAGCCGAACAGAAGAUGAUGUCCCUACCUUCCAGACAGAGCAUGCCCAGCGAAGUAGCUCCUCUCAAGGCUCUCUCAUGGAGCAGAUCAGCAGCGUGGUUACUCGCUUUACAGCCAAUAUCAGUGAGCUGAACUCUAUGAUGAUGUCAACAACCACUCCAGGGGCCACUACUCUCUGCUCUUCAUACCUGAUCCCAAAGGAAAUCCAGCUCCCUACAACAAUGACCACGUUUGCAGAGAUCCAACCACUUCCUGCCAUUGAAGUCAAUGGCGCUUCACAGUCAGUGAGGAAACCUUCAAGUGACAGUGUCAAAGAAGGCACCUCAGAGACCCCUACGGCAAAGCAAGACCUUGAGGAGUUGGUAGCUUUAACUCCUCCUUCUCCUUUUAGAGACUCCAUUGACUCUGGAAGUGCAUCUCCCAGCUCUCCAGUCUCUGAAUCAGCUCUCUGUAUCCCAUCCUCCCCAAAGUAUGACACACUCCUCAUCAGAGAUUAUACUCAAAGUUCUUCUUCGCUGUGAAUGUAGUUCAAGGCAACAUUGGAUCUCAACAGCUACAAACAAGUAGUGAGGGGACAGCCAAGCCUUCAAGAUCUCCAGUGUUUAUGCGGUUAGAGGAAGAGCUAUUGGGUCAUCUUGUGAGAAAAAAAGAGUAAGAAGCAGAAUUACUUCAUGAGUGGAAACAUCAGAAUUAUGCUGUUUUAAGACAAAAUUACUCUUGGCAGAUUUUUGUGGCCUUAAAAAAACAUGGGCUUUUCAGAAACACUGCAUCUAUUUUUGAGGGCUUAUAAGGAGUCUGUUAAAUCAGUUACAUACCAAGUGCUUUGCUUUAAUAUUACAAUGAACUGUGUGUACAAUAUAUGGGGUGGGGGAAAUAGAUUGUAAACAACUGUACAAUGGUUUGUUUGUUUACUCUGAUUCCUUACCCAGAAGUGAACCAUGAUCUUUUAUCAAGAAUAGAAGACCAAACAUUGAAUGUACAUUUUCUAACAAACAGACUCAAAUCUGGGGACCAACCUAUCAAGCUUUCUUUCUUUCCUUUUUUUUCUAUGAAGAUCUCAAAAACAGUAAUGUAUGUUCAAAAACAACCAAACUUUCUGCUGAAGCAUAUUGUGUCUGUGAUACGUUAUACGUGGAGAACACUAAGCUGAGGCUUUGCAGUGAGUGACUGCAAUAUGGAGGGCUUUACAAAUGACUUCUCAACCUACACAUUUAUUUAUGAAAUUCUCUUCUAUCACUAUCAAAAAAUCAAUUUGUUAACAUUGGAUUCACCUUCACAGCAACAAAACCCAAGGAAGAUUUCCUGACUAUUUCACCACGUUGCCAACUAAUAACGAAGUAGCAAAAAAUAUUUUCUGGAGUACUGUUUUGUAAUUCCCUUAUCAGGGCAAGUUAUUGAGGUGAAUAUUCUCUUUCUAGCAGCACUACCAAGCUAUAUUAUAGCUGUACUCCCUAAUGAAAUUAACACAUUUUUAUGGACGUUCUUAAGCUAACAUUGCCAGUUAAAAUACUUAUCCAGCUCCUGUAAUCUUUGCUUGUAAGGAACAGGUAAACACCCUAAGGAUUUUCUCCUUUCUUUGAAUGACAGAAAUCUAAGAAAUCAGUUUGGAUUAUGAUGAAUGUUAACUGUUAAUAAAAAGAUUGUCAUAAUCAUAAUUCAUCGAUAAGGAAAAAAGAACUGUGUUAAAAUCUGCUUAGAGGUGGUUUAGCUACUCUUUAAUAAGCAACAGUUUUAUCUUUAUUUAGCUGCUAUGCCUUGCAGCUAUGAACUGUGACAAAAAAAA